AUCAACCAUCUUCCCUCGAUUCACCCAUCUGCGAACCUGUCACUUUUUGCGUCUCGGCAACGAUAGCACAUCGACGGGGAGGUAGACAACUAUUCUCUGAACAGUGACAUUUCCUUGGGCCAGUACUACGUCCGCCGCCUUCGAGGUCUCGCCAUCGCCACUGCUGUCGCCACUGCCAUCCGUGUCUUGGCAAUCGACUCCCCUAGAGUUACACACACGUCCACGCACACACGUUCACGCACACGCACGCGCAAGAGAUCAACGCCCAAGUAUGAUCUACGUCUACAAACGUGAUGGCCGCAAGGAGGCAGUCAAAUUUGACAAGGUCACGGCCCGUGUUGCCAAGCUGUGCUAUGGCCUGGACAUGAACUAUGUCGACCCCAUCGAGAUCACACGAAAGGUCAUCGACGGCAUCUAUGAGGGUGUGACCACCGUCGAGCUCGACAAUCUCGCCGCAGAGACAGCUGCAUACAAAACAACCACUCACCCUGAUUACGCCGUCCUCGCCGCUCGCAUCGCCAUCUCGAACCUUCACAAGGAGACGCGCAAGACAUUCAGUCAGGUUGUCAAAGAUCUUUACGACUACAUCAACCCGAAAAAUAACCGACACAGUCCAAUGAUUUCUCAGGACGUCUACGAGGCCAUCAUGGAGAACAAGGAGCAGCUCGACUCGGCCAUUAUCUACGAACGCGACUUUCAUUAUAACUUCUUUGGGUUCAAGACGCUGGAGCGAUCCUACCUUCUUCGUACCAAUGGCAAGGUAGCCGAGCGCCCACAACACAUGCUGAUGCGCGUUGCUGUCGGUAUCCAUGGCCGAGAUGUCGAGGCGGCCAUUGAGACGUACAACCUUAUGAGCGAGAAGUACUUCACCCACGCCUCGCCUACGCUCUUCAACGCCGGCACUCCAAACCCACAAAUGUCUUCUUGCUUCCUUGUGACGAUGAAAGAUGACUCAAUCGAGGGCAUUUACGAUACGCUCAAGACGUGCGCCAUGAUUUCCAAGACGGCUGGCGGUAUCGGGCUCAACAUUCACUGCAUCCGUGGCACUGGCUCCUACAUUGCGGGUACAAACGGUUUCAGCAACGGCAUUGUCCCCAUGCUCCGUGUAUUCAAUACGACGGCUCGUUACGUCGACCAAGGUGGCAACAAGCGGCCGGGUGCCUUUGCCAUUUACAUUGAGCCCUGGCACUCGGACGUUUUUGACUUCCUGGACCUUCGCAAAAACCAUGGAAAGGAAGAGGUUCGCGCUCGCGAGCUCUUCUACGCCCUCUGGAUCCCCGACCUGUUCAUGAAGCGUGUCGAGCAGAAUGGCGAAUGGUCGCUCAUGUGCCCAAAUGAGUGCCCUGGCCUCGCCGAUACGUACGGUGAAGAAUUUGAGGCUCUCUACGAAAAGUACGAACGCGAGGGCAAGGUGACGAAGACGAUCAAGGCUCAAAAGCUCUGGUAUGCCAUUCUCGAGUCACAGACCGAGACGGGGAACCCCUUCAUGCUCUACAAGGAUGCUGCCAAUCGCAAGAGCAACCAAAAGAAUCUGGGAACCAUCAAGUGCUCCAACCUCUGCACCGAGAUCAUCGAGUACAGCGCUCCUGACGAGGUGGCCGUUUGCAACCUAGCCUCGAUCGCGCUGCCGACGUUCAUCGACCAAGGAACCAAGACUUACGAUUUUCACAAGCUGCACCAGGUCGCAAAGGUCAUCUGCAAGAACCUCAACACCAUCAUCGAACGUAAUUACUACCCCGUUGAGGAGGCCCGCCGUUCUAAUUUCCGCCACCGCCCCAUCGGUAUUGGCGUGCAGGGACUCGCAGAUGCCUUCAUGAUCAUGGGCGUACCCUUCGACUCACCCGAGGCUCGCAAGCUCAACGUCCAGAUCUUCGAGACGAUCUAUCAUGCCGCCCUCGAGCGCAGCUGCGAGCUGGCCGAGCAAUUGGGUCCUUACGAGACCUACGAAGGCUCGCCAGCCUCCAGAGGCGAGCUUCAAUACGACAUGUGGGGCGUCUCGCCCUCGGAUCUAUGGGACUGGGCUACGCUCAAGAGCAAGAUUGCUCAACACGGUCUGCGAAAUUCGCUGCUCCUGGCCCCGAUGCCCACGGCUUCGACAAGCCAAAUUUUGGGCUUCAACGAGUGCUUUGAGCCCUAUACGUCGAACAUUUACACUCGGCGUGUCCUUGCUGGUGAAUUCCAGGUGGUGAAUCCUUGGCUCCUGCGCGAGCUCGUCGAGCAAGGUCUCUGGAAUGAUACGAUGAAGAAUCGUAUCAUCGCACACGGCGGCUCGAUCCAGAAUGUUCCCGGCAUUCCUGAUCGCAUCAAGGCUCUCUAUAAGACGGUUUGGGAAAUCAGUCAAAAGGCUAUCAUCGAUAUGGCAGCGGACCGUGGCGCUUUCAUCUGCCAAUCCCAGUCGCUCAACAUUCAUCUCUCUGCACCAUCGUUCGGCCAGUUGACGAGCAUGCACUUCUAUGGCUGGAAGAAGGGCCUUAAGACUGGCACCUACUACCUCCGAACCAGACCUGCCGCAAACGCUAUUCAAUUUACCGUCAGCCAGGAGGAACAACUUGCUGCAAAGGCUGCCAACAAGAAGGGAAAGCCUGCCAUCGCAGCACCGCCCGCUGUGGUCGAAUCUGCACCCGCGCCACCUGCUGCAAACAUCAAGUCAACGAUGGCAUCCAAGAGCGACGUCGAGGAAGCUACCAGGUCGGUUGGCCGCCUGGGCAUCGACGGCACCGUGACGCGCGAUGGCCCAGGCAAUGGAGCGUUGAAAGGAGGUGAAGAGGAUGUUCUCAGCCCAGCACCGUCUUCGGAGGCAUCGUCGCCAGCGAUUUCGGCUGCCGACGCAGCGUCGGGACCACAAGAGGACGAAGGGUACAAGAGAGCUUUGGAACGUCAAAAGCAGCGAGAGUACGAGGAGGCCAAGCUCAUGUGCUCGCUUGAGAACAAGGAGGCUUGUCUCAUGUGCAGCGGCUAGAAUGCUUCCGCCAUAGUCGAAAGAUUCCCUCUAACAUGUACUUUUUUAUACUCCCUUCCACGACCUGCUUAGCUUCCGUCUUCUCCUGUUUCGAUGUUGUCUUCAAAUCUCAAACAUAUGCUGAUUCCAGAUUAGAUCUGCUGCAAGAG
This is a messenger RNA of Acaromyces ingoldii, 3108 nucleotides long. Its product is annotated as putative RNR1-ribonucleoside-diphosphate reductase large subunit. The transcript is spliced from 4 exons. Gene Ontology annotation, biological process: deoxyribonucleotide biosynthetic process; DNA replication. Gene Ontology annotation, molecular function: ATP binding; ribonucleoside-diphosphate reductase activity, thioredoxin disulfide as acceptor. Lineage: Eukaryota; Fungi; Basidiomycota; Exobasidiomycetes; Exobasidiales; Cryptobasidiaceae. The record is from RefSeq and is a predicted model, not a curated record. Bases 272 to 2959 code for a protein of 895 amino acids. Gene Ontology annotation, cellular component: ribonucleoside-diphosphate reductase complex.